Messenger RNA from Lachnellula hyalina, 1920 nucleotides. RefSeq lists its product as uncharacterized. The record is from RefSeq and is a predicted model, not a curated record. NCBI's taxonomy places the organism in Eukaryota, Fungi, Ascomycota, Leotiomycetes, Helotiales, Lachnaceae. The coding region runs from base 1 to 1920 and encodes 639 amino acids. The transcript has 2 exons.
AUGAGUACAACUACAAAGAAACCACCAGUAGGCACAGCAGGCGGUCGCCGGACUUCCACCGAUCCUCCUAACGGACUGCCAGUUCGAAGCCCAGGUACUCGUUCGCCCGCUCCAUCAACAUCAACUGCCAACGGAGUGGCGCGCAAUCGCUCAAUCAGAGGUGGAGCUUCUGCGCGAGCAGCCAUGCAGAGGCCCGGUGCAGGUACAUCACACCUCAGUCAGAGCAGCAUAUCCUCCGACGUAGAUGAUGACGCUCGCGCAGAAACGGUUGCUCUGCUAGACGACCUCAAGGAACGACUGCACAAGGCCGAGACUGCAUCCGAGCAGUUCCAGAAACAGGCUCAAGUUCUCCAGUCAAGAUUGGACGAAGCUCAGAGCGAGCAAGGCAAGCUUGAGGAUCGUUUGCAUGAGAACGAUGAGAAAUGGGAGCUGCUGGAGAAUGAGAAACGUGAUGCCCUUAGACAGAGGCGGGAGAUGGAAAGCAUCUAUGAGGCCGAGAGAGGCUCGAUGACCAAGGAGAGAGAGGAGAUGUCUAAUCGGGAGGAAGAGAUGCAAACCAUUAUUCAGAGACUGAAGGAUUCCCUGAGCCAGAGAUCCAACACCGAUGAAGAAUCGAGGUUGUCAAGACGAUCCAACAAUUCCUCCCCAAAUCUCGAUAACGGCCAAUUCGCUCCUCCUUCUGGCCUCAAUCGCAGCGAUUCCCGCAAUAACUCAAAGUUGCUUCUCCAGAAAGACCGCCUAAUCGAGUCUCUCCGUCUAGAGCUCGCCGAAGCACAAAUCAAGCUGGUUGAAUCAGAGAAUAUGGGUGGUGGCCGCAUGCAAGAAGUUGAAAGAUUACUUUUGGAAGCCCGCAUGACAAAUGCAAGACUGAUGGAGGACAACGAGAGCUAUCAACUUUUACUAUCUGAGAAGACAUUGACGGGAGAUUUCACAAAGAGUGACUUUAUGGGCUCUGCUUCGAAUCAAGAUGCGCUGAGCGCUCUAGAGGGCAGAUCAGCAGCACCAAGCCUAGCGGAUGAGCUAUCUGAGGCUGAUGAUGGGGGAAGCGACAAUUACAGACGGUUGGAAGGAGAGUUGAAGUCGGCUAAGGACCAGAACAAGGCUUUGACACUCUACAUCAACAAGAUCAUUGAGCGCCUCCUACAACACCAAGACUUUGAAGCAAUCCUAGAUCAAUCAUCUGACUUCAAGCCCGGAGCUCCCAAUACCGAAAAGGCGCUUCCUGCCCCACCUCCAGAACAAGCAUCUGGUGCUUCCAUCCUCCAGCGAGCAAAGUCAGUAGCCAUGGGAACCCGGCGACCACGCCCGCAAUCACAAACAAUUAUGGGACCACCAAGCUCCCAGCAUUCCGCAGUCAGUGACCCCGACACCGCGCCCAGCAUCCCCUUCGGCCUCGGCCGAUCCUCCAGCACUCGCAAAACAGAUCGUCGCCCUAUGAGCGAGCAAUACACUGGUGGCGCCGCCAGCGUCGUGAACCAAAUGUACAAAGGCGGCCAAAACUCACCCCCGAUCACCGGCCCCCAAACACCGCGACACUCGCAAUCCUUCUUCGCGCCCCCAGCGUCCGGCGGGAACCCCAAUGCUGCGCAUCGCGUCCCCAGUGCGGGUCAGGUCCCGACGGCGGGCAACUUCCCCGGCAUGAAGAGCGAGACGAGCAGCAUGAGCGGUGAUUCGGGCGGAGUGUCGACGCCUCCUAGCCUGAGUCCUCCACGCGUUAUCCCGGAGAAAGCUACGACAUUUGCCGGGAAUAAACCAAGGCCUCUAAGGUUGGUACAGGAUCAGACCGAGCGGAAGACGAGCGCGGAGAUUGAGGAGCAGAAGGCGAAGAGGGCCAGUUGGAUGGGCUGGGCAUUUGGGAAGAAGGAUGAAGCUGCUGCCGCUGGUGGUAAUAUUGGUUCCGAGGAGGCUAUUAAAGAGUAA